This is a messenger RNA of Melampsora larici-populina 98AG31, 1291 nucleotides long. RefSeq lists its product as uncharacterized. The transcript has 11 exons. The record is from RefSeq and is a predicted model, not a curated record. Bases 71 to 1048 code for a protein of 325 amino acids. NCBI's taxonomy places the organism in Eukaryota, Fungi, Basidiomycota, Pucciniomycetes, Pucciniales, Melampsoraceae.
CGCCCACGAAAAUCCACGAUAACCCACUACCACCGACUUUAUACUAGACUCAAAUUAAAUCUCUUCCGCGAUGGUCUUUGGUUUUUUUGAAUCACCUAGUUGGACUCCCGAACAGAUCCCUGACCUUACUGGUCGAGUGGCUAUCGUCACAGGUGCCAACACUGGAAUCGGAUAUCACACCUGCCUUCAAUUAUCUCGUCAUGGAGCAAAAGUCUAUAUGGCUUGCCGUAGUGAGCCACGCACUCAAGAGGCCAUUUCUAGAAUCAAGGAAGAAGUUCCAAACGCAGAACUUGACUUCCUUCAAUUUGACCUCACUCGACUUGCAUCUGCGAUUACGGCUGCGGAGACUUUUGCUCAAAAGGAAGGCCGACUCGACAUUCUCGUCAACAACGCAGGAAUUGCUAUGGCCCCCUAUGAAUUGAGUCCAGAUGGGAUUGAAGUACAAGCUUGUAAUGGAACAGGUCACUUUGCUUUAACCACCAACUUACUCCCUCUUUUACGUAAGACUUCUGAAUUGGAAGGAUCAGAUGUUAGAAUUGUGACGGUCGCAAGUGAGGCACAUAAAUUCACUACGUCUCCAGACUUUUCAACUCUUGAUGGUUUGAACAAACCCUGUUUAAAUUCCGCGGUCAGGUAUGGAAAUAGUAAACUUUCGAAUAUGGUCUUUACGCAAGAGCUCCAAAAGCGCUUGGACGACACUGGGAUCAUCUGUAUCUCGGUGCAUCCAGGUGGUGUGGCGACCGAAAUACCUCGAAGUGGCCUGAAAGCUUAUCCGUUCUUAGCUCCGUUCUUGUUUAUUCAAAACUAUGUACUUAUGCAUGCUAAAGACGGCGCGAUCACUUCACUAUACGCGGCUACCUCUCCCGAAGUGAGGUCAAAGCAAAUGAAAGCGGAAUACCUGAUUCCUUUUGGGAAAAUUGGAACAAAGAACAAGCUCGCUGAGGAUAAGGAAGGAAAGUUAGGCCGAGAGUUUUGGAGCCUGUGCGAGAAAUUGAUGGCUGAAGCUGGUGCCCGGGGAGAUGGAACUCCAAAUGGUACCACCACGUGAAUUUGGAUAGUCAUUUUCUUACUUUCUCCCUAGGCCACUUGCAACAUUCAUGCAUCAUUUUCAGCUUCUGGUAGCGAUUUUUCUUAUACAUCUUUCUCUCUUUGUUGAUCCCGUUGUACAUCAGUGAACACUAGUGAUGGAUUGCAUUUUUCAAUAAUUGGAUCUUGUUGUAUGUUGGAAAUGACUGCAUUCACAUUUGUACCAUGACAACAAUGCAAGUUUUUGAAUAUCUUUUGCCCUUUC